AUGCCGUCCCAGCGUAAGCCAAUUAGUGUUCGCACAACGCGAUUAAAUAACCUAAUACUCGGGAAGAAUGCUGGCGUAGCACAAAAGCGAAUUUGCCGAGAGGGAUUGCUAGAUGCAUUUUGCUUGCUUUAUAAUGAAUGCGACAAGGAUACGCUAAAGAAGCGGGAUAGGAAUAUAGCUGAAUUUGUGAACAAAUAUCGUCCUAUUGUUGAAGAGACGCGAUCGCUGCGUGUUAAUGCCAAUGAUUUUGAAAUCAAGGCCCUUAUUGGAAAAGGCUACUUUGGCAAUGUUACCUUGGUGGUUGAACGCGAGACUUCCGACGUCUACGCCAUGAAGAAGAUCAAAAAAUCUAUGGUGACCACUUCGCAAGUAGAGCGGGACAUAAUGUCCCGCCGCAAUUCUGAAUGGCUGACUUACUUGCAAUAUGCUUUCCAGGAUAACGAUAAUUUAUAUUUAAUCAUGGAAUAUCUUCCUGGUGGUGAUCUUCUCAGUUUAAUGUCUCGACAUGGACCUUUUGAUGAAGAAUUGGCUCGAUUUUACUUAGCGGAGCUUACAUUAGCUCUACACGCGUUGCAUGAUGUGGGAUAUGUCCAUCGUGACAUUAAGCCAGAGAACAUUCUAAUUGACCGCUUUGGUCACAUAAAGCUCGCAGACUUUGGUAACGCGGCUGCUUUGGAUCGCGAUGGUCAUGUAUUAAGUCUGUCACCUGUCGGCACACCAGACUACAUUGCACCGGAAUUAUUGCAAACAAUAUCAACAUAUAAGCUGUCUAAAUCUAUGCAUGACGUUAGCUGUGAUUAUUGGUCUAUGGGAAUCAUUGGAUAUGAGAUGAUUUGUGAGAUGACUCCAUUUCAUGAAGAUAAUGUACAUGAGACGUACUCGAAGAUACUUUCACACUGCGAAGAUAGCCGCAUAAAGGAAUUAAUUAAUUAUCCCAGCGAUUUGAAAAUAUCCGCCAAUUUAAAGAGUCUUAUAGGAUCGCUAGUCACAAAUCCAACAAAGCGUCUGACCUAUGAACAAUUAAUAAAACAUGCUUUCUUUGAAACGAUUCACUGGAACAGACUUCGUUCACAAGUACCUCCAAUUAUACCCACUAUUAAGUCAGACGAUGACAUAUCAAAUUUUGAAGAUGGAAUCCGACACAAGGCACGACGAGAACAGAAUGCCAAAAAGUCCCUGACUACAAAUAUGAAGUCAAAUGAUUUUAGUGGCAAAGAUCUCCCAUUCAUUGGUUAUGGCUUUGUACACAUGGAGAAUCAAUUUAAUGCAUUAGAUGAGACUGACUUAACGCGGACAGGUAAGCUUCAGGACAAGCUCAAGGAUCUACAGCAAAAACUGAAAUCGCGAGAGACUGAAAUUAUGAUGUUAAGACAGAAUUUACUGCGGGCUCAGCAAACCCUUAAACAGACUGAUAGCAAGUCGCAGGUGAUGAUUGAGGCUAAAUCUGAAAUUAAAAAGUUACAGCAAAUUAUAAAGGAGAAAACAAUGGAGUUGUCUAACUGUAAAACACAAAUAAAAACAUUACAGAGCUCCGCCAAAAUUGACGAAGAAAUGUGGUCAAAAAAAGAAGCCACAAUUACAGACUUGUUACGCCUAAAUCGACAAAAGUACGAGGAAGCGAAAAUCGCUUCCGAGCAGCGAUAUGAAAAGCAACUGGCUGAAAAGAAACAAGAACUAACAGCUGUAGUACAAAAGUUGGAGACGCGCGAAUUGGAAUUAAAUGCAAGGAACGAUGAAUGUAAGCAUCUAGUCGACAAACUUGAUAAUUACAAGGAAAUGAUGAAGCAGCUUAAGGAUCAAAAUCUAAAAAUUGAGACAGAGCGUGAGCAGCAGAGGAGUCAGCUCACUGAUUCGUACGAGCAGAAACUGUUGGAUCUUCGGAAAAAGCUACGGGAAUCUCAGGACAGACAGCGGCGCAUGACAUUGGAACUGCAAGACGUACGAACGGAAUUAGUCGACUCUAUUAGUUCAGGGAAGUCAACUCAGGAGGCCAAGCACGCCACAGAGCGCAGUAUUGAAGACAUAUUAAAGCGUCUGAACAUUGAAAUAACUGCCAACAAUGAGCUGCGUUCCACAAAAACAGCCUUGGAGUGUCAGCUCAAUCUGCUUAAAAAGGAGUCUCAGGAGGCACAGGCUGAGUGCCAGCGCUUAGAGCGUGAGCUGCAGCUCGCUGAGUGCCGCUGUAAUAUAGCAGAGUCAUCCCUUGCCACCCAAACGUCACCAUAUGAGACAGCCCCUGGAUCGCUUACUGAGCUCCGCGCUAUAGAAGAUCAGUUGCGAGCGGAGCUUUUGGAGGCCAAGGAAGGAGAAAAUGCGCAGAAGGCUCGAGCUGAUCAGCUCCAGGAAUUGGUUACUAAGCAUGAGCACACAAUAGAGCGCAUCCAUGUGCACAAUUCUGCAUCGAAAAAGUCCAAAUCGUCCCUAGGGUUGGACAAAAGCGCCGUUGGUGAUAUGCUUGAGCGACAGAAUGAAAAGCUGGAAGAAAAGCUGGCCACUGUACGGGAACAGAUGAUUGUGGAGCGGCAAGCUGCACGUGCGGCCAAUCUGUCGCUGUGGAAAGUAGAAAAGCAGCUAGAGGAAGCUCUCGCUGAAAAAAAAUUGUUGGCCAGGCGCAUGGAAUUGACAGAUGAGCGUGCCAAGAAGACACAACAUGAACGCGAGGAGACGGAGCGAGCCUUAAAAGCCGCGCACGGGGAGACUCUUCAGCGAGAUGCUCGCAUUGCCGAUAUAAAGCAGGAAUUGGCUGCAAGUAAGCGAGAUGUGUUGAAGGAGCAUCGUAUGUGGGAAAAGGCCGAGCAGGAACGUAUGAAGUGCAAGUCCGAAGUUAUUGAACAAUUAGCUAAUGUGCACAAGCUUGAGCAGCAGGCUACAGAGCUGCGCCAGAUGCUGCGACAAUCCCAGGAGCGCUGUAAGGGUUUUGAAAUAGAGCAAAAGCGUUUGCAACGGGAACUUCAAGAGGAGCGGGAUCAGAAUACUUCAGCUGGAGAGGGCAAUCAUGCAUUGCAGGUAGAGCUAAAACAACUAACUGAUAAUUUCCAACGAUUGAAGUAUGCGUGCAGUAUAACCGAUAACCAAUUAACUGAAGUGGAGGCGAUGCUGGAGAAGGAGCAGGAGCGAAAUAAAGCCCAGCAAUUACAGCUGGACGCCUGUCAUGCUAAGCUGCAAGAGCGUAAUAACCAGCUGACCGAGUCACGUAAGGAAAUUAGCAUAUUGGAGUCGAGCAAGCGCAAGGCGGAGCAGCUAUCACAAGUGCUGUCCGCUGAACUGGAGGAUCAAAAGGAAAACCUAAAACAAUUGCAGCAGAAGCUAGUGGCACAACAUAGCCAACUGGUCGAGCAGACCAACGCACUUUCUGGUGCCCAGGAGCGUGUGGAGCAGCUGGAUGCUCAAAACGCUAAUUACCAAGUUCAAAACUCUGAUAAUGAGAAGGAACUGCACAGCCUAAAGGAGGAGAAUGCUCGCAUUCUUAGUGAACUGUUUCACCGAAAGGAAGCAGUGUGUAAUCUGCAGGCCGAGUUGGAGAACAUUAAAGCGUCUAGAUUGGAGCUACACGCCGAGAUCGAUGAACUGCAGAACGUUCUAACAGAGAAGGAGCAGUUCUAUGUUCAGCGUGACAUAAAGGCCAUGGCAACGUUGGCUCAGCACAAAAAGCUCAUCGACUAUUUGCAGUUAAAAGUAGAAGACUUGUCAAAGCGAAAGAAAACCCUUGCAGACAAAAUUUUUGGCUCUAGCACCACUAACAAGGAAAACAUCUCGCCCAAUGAUGUGGAGUCCUCGAUUUUGUAUCGUGCUCUGAAAGAAGAGCUGCGUCGAGAGCAGAAAUAUUCCAAGUCGCUACAAGAGCAACUCGAUCAAUUAAAUGGAAUUGCUACAUUGCGAUCGCCGCAUAAGUCGACCGGUAGAGUAAAAGAUGAUUUGGAUGAAGUAAACAAGGCACGACCUAUCAGUAUUGCCGCCAUAUCGUGCUCUCCAGUUAAAAAGCCAGCGAGCUUAAAGCGAUCCAAUAGUCAGAGUGAUGUAAAAGUUAAUGCUAAAUCCACACUAAAGCAGUCAAUGGAAGUAACAGCUCAUCAUCGCUUUGAGCUGAUUUUGCAGGAAACAAAACUUAACACUGAGUGUUGUCUAUCUUGCGAGCUACCUAUUAUGGCCGGCUCUUCGAAUUGGCGUUGUAAGGAAUGUAAGCAAGUAGUCCACCGAAAAUGUCGGGCCAACGUAAGUAACGAGUGUGGCAACAAGCCGACGGCACCCGCACCAGACGACGAUGAUAAUUCGUCAAGGCCUGACCUACGACUAGAUUUGGACUCUAGUCGUAGCAGUCUCGACACAAUGCAGAGUGAUGCCAAAUGCUCGUCCAACUACAUGGGCACUAAUAUUUACAGCAAUGCUGAUCAAGAGCCCAUUGAAAUCAAUUGCGCUUACGAGAUACUGGAGCAGAAGGUUCUUCUUUUGGGAUGCAGCAACGGUCUAUUUGCAUACAAUGUAAGUGCGCAGCGGUUGUUGCACAUUGCUGGCAUUGAGUCAGUGAGCCAUGUGUCGGUGUCGAAGAGCUUGUCCAAGGCUAUAAUGGUGGGCGCUACUGGAGAGAAACUUUACCAGUGCGAUUAUCGGCAACUAGAGUCUCGUUGUCAGAGCUCGAUUGAAUGCCAAAAGCCCACGCUGGAGACUUCCGUAAUUGAACUACCGUUUGCCAAUCGGACGGCUACCGAGAAAUGGAAGCUUGUUCAAAUAUCAAACGAAUCGGAUAAUGCACUUGACUCAGUGGCGAUUGCGGCAACAUCUACCCGUAUCGUAAUACUAAAGUAUGACCUAAAGCUACACAAAUUCAAACCAGUUCGUGCACUUGACACAGCCACUCCUGUGACAUCAAUAUUUUACACUCGCCACUCUGCCAUUGUUAGCUCGGACAAGUUUUAUGAAAUAGAUAUGGACAACUAUGCAGCUGAAGAGUUUGUUGACCUGUCUGAUAAAUCCCUGCAGCAUACAAGUAACUGUCAGCCCUUUGUUGCAGUUCGAAUUUCUCGCCAGGAGAUUCUACUCUGCUUCGCCGAAUGCGGUGUAUUUGUAGAUGAAUUUGGCUGCCGCUCGCGCCCUUAUGACUUGAAUUGGGUUUAUGCCCCCACUGGGUUCAUUUACCGCGAACCAUUCCUCUAUGUGUCGCAUUAUCAUUAUGUGCAGGUGAUUCGUCUGCAUCGAUCCUAUAGCAAACAGCUCAACUGCGGCACUAGUUCAGAUAAUACCGAACCCCCUAAGAUGAAACGCCUGUAUUUGCCACACUAUAUGCCUACAUUGCUGUGCUCCAGUGGUGACACGAACGCUUACUCUUUGACCAUUGACCAACGGGCGGGAACUCAGCAGAUAUUCCACAUUAAUGUAUUUGACGCCUUUAAGCAGAAGCUGAAUGUUUCUAUGGAGAGUAUUUCGUCGGUAGCCACAUCUGUCACACUUGACUCGAGAACUGACUGACAGUCCUUAAAAUAAUUUUAUACCUAACCAUAUUUACACUUUUGUCAAUGAAUCUAUGCAUUUGAAUCAUAAUUAAGCCAAUGGAUGUCAAUGGAUUUUAUUAUUAUAACUUGCAAAUAAAUACACAGAUACUUCU
This is a messenger RNA of Drosophila busckii, 5599 nucleotides long. It is a transcript of the gene sti, whose product is annotated as citron Rho-interacting kinase. The record is from RefSeq and is a predicted model, not a curated record. Gene Ontology annotation, cellular component: actin cytoskeleton; cytoplasm. The transcript has 7 exons. Gene Ontology annotation, biological process: peptidyl-threonine phosphorylation; actomyosin structure organization. Gene Ontology annotation, molecular function: ATP binding; protein serine/threonine kinase activity. Bases 1 to 5463 code for a protein of 1820 amino acids. Lineage: Eukaryota; Metazoa; Arthropoda; Insecta; Diptera; Drosophilidae.